UGAUGCUGUUGCUGUGAAUUUGAUUGACGCGAACAUGUCGGUGUGAUGGGAGAGCGCCGGGAUGCAGCUGAUGAUGGUCCAGAAGGGGAAUACGUGCAGUCAAAUCAGACGUUAUCUUUAAGAAAUAAUACCUAACGUUCUCCUUUAUCAUCUAUGACAACGAUGUCUCAAUUUGUGGUGUAUUUCACACGCGCGCAAUGGAUCUAGCUGAUGCUACCGCAGCGAGGAUCUGAUUUUUUUCCUUCCUUCCUUCAAUAUCUGUGUAUUAUGGUAGAGUCAAGCCGGAGCAUCAAACAUAAACUGUGCAAUCCUGAUGACAACACCGUCAGGAUAUCAACAAUGGAAUCGCCUUACAAGUAGAGUCUAGUUUUUCAUGAUCACACACCAUAAUUCGUGCUUUCACGAACGCACUAGCAAUCUGAUUGAGCGAAAAAAGUAGCCUGCACUUAAGAGACGGACCACUGCUCACAAAUUAUGGACGAGGAGAAUAUGACCAAAAGCGACGAGCAUCAUCUGAGUUUGCAAAAAGCCUUGCAGCAGUGCGAACUGGUGCAAAACAUGAUAGACAUUAGUAUCUCCAGCUUGGAAGGUCUGAGGACCAAAUGUGCCACAUCCAACGACUUGACACAAAAAGAAAUCCGAACGCUGGAGGGUAAACUGGUGACGUAUUUUAGUCGGCAGCUCUCUUGCAAGCGUAAAGUGUCCUUACAGGAGCGGAAUGUGGAGUUGGAUGGAUUUCCGCGGCUGGGACACUGGUUCCGCAUUGUUAACAUGAGGAAGGAGGUUAUUGAGGAGAUCUCUCCAGGUGAGCUGACUCUGGAGGCUCUGUUGGAGAUGUCGGAUGAGCAGGUGUGUGAGGCGCUGCAGAAGUUUGGAGCGAGUGAUGAAGAAUGUGCUCGGCUCAAUGCGUCGCUCACAUGUCUACGAUCAGCCCACAAAUCAGGAUCCAAGCAGGACUGGUCCAUUCAGUGGCCCACGUCUGAGUCGGGUAAAGAGAACACCCCAGUGGGGCCGUCAGACCCCAGUCAGUGGGUCCGUCUCCAGCUCUCCCAGAGCCCCAAAUUGCACUCGCGCUACAGCCAGCACUUGUGCCAGAGUCCCCAGGCCCUGGCGCCCCCCUUCUACUCCCCUCACCCGCAUUCAGACCGGCUUACCGUGGACCCUCACUAUGGCCUCUUCCCCUCGCCUCUGGAUAUGGGACAUCACUCUCUUCCUCCUUCCCCCAGACAGAGGCAUUUUGCCCACACCCCUCCGCGGACUCCCUUAGUAGUGAACACCAUGACCCCUCCAGGGACGCCACAGGUCAGGCGCAGGAAUAAACUGAAGGCCCCUGGAACCCCGCCGCCUGCGAGCCGGAAGCUCAUCCACCUUCUGCCAGGGUUCACGGCUCUGCACCGCAGCAAAUCCCAUGAGUUCCAGCUGGGGAACAGAAUAGAUGACGCACAGACACCCAAAGCAAAAAAGAAGAACAAGCCGUUGAACCUGAAGAUCCACAGCAGUGUGGCUGGAAGCUGUGAAAACCUGCCAACCCAGCGCUCUCCUCUCCACUCCGAUCACUCACUCCGCUCCUUCUUUUUCCCCAAUUUUGUCCCUUCGACACCACCAGUGCACUCCGACACCCCCUCAGCAAAUACUCUGUCUGUUCCUCGCUGGUCUCCUCAAAUACCUCGCAGAGACCUCGGCAACUCCAUAAAACACAGGUUUUCCACAAAGUAUUGGAUGUCGCAGACGUGUAUCGUGUGUGGGAAAGGAAUGCUGUUCGGCUUAAAAUGCAAAAACUGCAAAUUGAAGUGCCACAACAAAUGCACCAAAGAAGCACCGCCCUGUCUUUUACUCAUAUACCACAGAGGAGGUAGGGACACAUUAAGAGAUCAAGGAACAUCUCAAGCUCGUCAGCUCGUCAGGACCGAGUCGGUACCAUGUGACAUAAACAACCCCCUCAGGUACUCAGACCUCCACAUUAGCCAGACUCUCCCCAAGACCAACAAAAUCAACAAGGACCACAUCCCUGUGCCGUAUCAGCCCGACUCCAGCAGUAACCCCUCCUCCACCACCUCCUCCACCCCGUCAUCCCCUGCACCCCCUCUGCCGCCCAGCGCGACACCCCCAUCUCCUCUGCACCCUUCCCCGCAGAGCGUCAGACAGCAGAAACAGUCCAGCCUUACAGCAUCUCAUUUCUACAAAUACAAGCAGCGGUUCAUCUUUCCUGAUGUGGCCCCUGAGGUUCCCACCAGGGCCCCUCAAGUCAUUCUACACCCUGUUCUGUCUGAGCCUGGUACCAAAGUGAGCCCCUUGCUACAAAUUGAGGUUGAACCAACAUCUGAUAACGAGGAAGGCAACGAUGAGGCCGAGGGCUCAGCAGAUGAGUUUGAGGAGAUGAAUCUCUCCCUACUGUCUGCACGGAACUUCCCACGUAAGGCCAGCCAGACCAGCAUCUUCCUGCAGGAGUGGGACAUUCCCAUGGAGCAGCUGGAGAUCGGAGAGCUGAUCGGGAAAGGCCGGUUUGGACAGGUCUAUCAUGGACGCUGGCAUGGAGAAGUGGCCAUACGGCUAAUUGAUAUUGAAAGAGACAAUGAAGAACAGCUGAAAGCAUUUAAAAGAGAGGUGAUGGCGUACAGGAACACGCGGCAUGAGAACGUGGUCCUGUUCAUGGGAGCGUGUAUGAGACCCCCUCAUCUGGCCAUCAUCACCAGUUUGUGUAAGGGCAGGACCCUCUACUCCGUGAUUCGAGAUGCAAAAGUAGUUCUCGACGUGAACAAGACUAGACAAAUUGCACAAGAGAUGGUGAAGGGCAUGGGCUACCUACAUGCCAAAGGGAUCCUUCACAAAGAUAUGAAAUCCAAGAAUGUAUUUUAUGACAAUGGGAAAGUGGUCAUCACCGACUUUGGCCUGUUCACAAUAUCUGGUGUUCUACAAGCAGGCAGUAGGAGAAAGGAUAAGCUGCGGAUCCCAAGCGGCUGGCUAUGUCAUCUCGCUCCUGAGCUCAUCCGUCAGCUCUCCCCCGAGACCGCAGAAAACCAGCUUCCUUUCUCCAAACAGUCUGACGUCUUUGCCUUUGGCACUAUCUGGUAUGAGCUCCAUGCGCGCGAGUGGCCCUUUAAGAAUCAGCCAGCUCAAGUCAUAAUCUGAAAGAAG
Molecule: messenger RNA, 3135 nt
Organism: Cyprinus carpio (common carp)
Lineage: Eukaryota; Metazoa; Chordata; Actinopteri; Cypriniformes; Cyprinidae
Product: kinase suppressor of Ras 2-like
Exons: 19
Coding region: 475-3129 (884 amino acids)
Biological process (GO): protein phosphorylation
Molecular function (GO): ATP binding; protein kinase activity
Source: RefSeq, a predicted model, not a curated record